AAAAUCAUUAUAUCCUCAUUAAAGAUCAUCACUUUUUUUUUUUUCAGGGUCUCUCUGUUUCUCUCCAAUGGAUCGAGCUCAGUUAGUUCUGGUUGGAUUACCAAUCUUUCUGUUCUGCACAGACAUUUUUAGCCUUUUCACACCUAAACCUCCAAAAACCAGUACCCAUUAUCAUGUUCAUGAUGAUGAAGAUCCUCAGCCCCUUGACCAUCCAGAUCCUCAACAACAACAGCUUCUCCAAGAGCCCCUUAAAUUCCCCACCCAGCAGAAAUCUGAUGGCAUUGGAGCAAUUGGCAUGGGAAGCACCAUCAACAUUGAUUUCUGUACAUCUUGUUCUUACAGAGGAAGUGCAAUAACAAUAAAAAACAUGCUGGGAACAGCAUUUCCUGGGAUCAAUGUAAUUCUGGCAAACCACCCUCCUCCACUUCCAAGACGGCUGCUGAGCAAAUUGGUACCAGUUUUUCAAGUAGGGAUCAUCGGGACGAUAAUGGCGGGCGAACAUAUUUUCUCGAGGUUGGGGAUUACAACGCCACCUCCUUGGUACCACUUCUUGAAAGCAAAUAGAUUUGGAAGCAUUGCAAGCACUUGGAUUUUGGGAAACUUCAUACAAUCCUUCCUUCAAAGUACAGGAGCUUUUGAAGUCUAUUGUAAUGGGGAAUUGGUCUUCUCGAAGCUGAAGGAGCAGAGGUUCCCUAGUGAGAUUGAGUUGAGGGAUCUUGUUGGGAAGAAGCUCGGUAGUCCAAGAACCGCUGACGGUCCUGGAGGAGGGGCCUGGUCUUAGCGCCCUGUGGGAGGGGACGUUACCUUAAAUUUUGGUUGCUAUGAGAGCAAGAUUGCCUUGUUGCUUAUAUGCUUUAUAAAAGAUGCAUGAACUGCCACACGAUUGAAUAACCACAGUUGUUCAUAACAUUACUCAAAGCUGUUUACCGGACAAACAUGUCUAAAUGAAGAGACUCUGCGCUUGACAAUUACUUUUCGAAUUUCCUUUUUUCUUUCAUAUUUUGGUACAAUCACGAGUGUAAAAUUAAAAUGCGGCUUGCAAUGUUCUGAAGCCUAGCUACAUAAAUUACUUUG
Molecule: messenger RNA, 1074 nt
Organism: Prunus mume (Japanese apricot)
Lineage: Eukaryota; Viridiplantae; Streptophyta; Magnoliopsida; Rosales; Rosaceae
Product: selT-like protein
Biological process (GO): cell redox homeostasis
Cellular component (GO): endoplasmic reticulum membrane
Molecular function (GO): thioredoxin-disulfide reductase (NADPH) activity
Source: RefSeq, a predicted model, not a curated record